This is a messenger RNA of Caenorhabditis briggsae, 489 nucleotides long. The coding region runs from base 1 to 489 and encodes 162 amino acids. The transcript has 2 exons. The record is from RefSeq and is a predicted model, not a curated record. Lineage: Eukaryota; Metazoa; Nematoda; Chromadorea; Rhabditida; Rhabditidae.
AUGGGGGAACCAAUUCUCCACCAGCAUUUGACCGGGGCCCGGGUUCGAUCCUGGAUCCCAGACCUCCAGAGCUCCAGAGCUCCAGAGCUCCAGAGCUUCAGCUCCAAAGCUUCAGCUCCAAAGCUCCAGAGCUCCAAAGCUCCAAAGCUCCAAAGCUCCAAAGCUCCAAAGCUCCAAAGCUCCAAAGCUCCAAAGCUCCAGAGCUCCAGCUCCAAAGCUCCAGCUCCAGAGCUCCAGCUCCAGAGCUCCAGCUCCAGAGCUCCAGCUCCAGAGCUCCAGCUCCAGAGCUCCAGCUCCAGAGCUCCAGCUCCAGAGCUCCAGCUCCAGAGCUCCAGCUCCAGAGCUCCAGCUCCAGAGCUCCAGCUCCAGAGCUCCAGCUCCAGAGCUCCAGCUCCAGAGCUCCAGCUCCAGAGCUCCAGGGGAGAACUGAUUUUUUCCACCAAUUCUCUCUUCCUUUAUAGUGAUCUCCCAGAGGUCAAUGGGCCAUAA